GACUUAUUCUUUACAGAAAAAUGUUUCCAAAGGAAUUUAAAAACAUACAAAAAUCAAUCAAUCAAUACGUUCUAGGACCUGAGACGUUGCACAUUUUUCCAAAUCAUUUUGAAAAACGAUUAUCUUCGGUCAAAUAUAAGCAAAGUGAACUACAUUACAAGUUUGGUUUGAUUUGCAACAAGAAACGAUUCCAAAACUGACCGCCAAUACGAGUACCGCCAAUGAUGAUUCACCUCGUGAUUCAUCCAGGCAACAUAACCUUUACGAUAAUUUAAUCAGAAUUGACACUUACAUUAGCCCACUCAACACCGGUGUACGCACUUUGUGUGCCUUCAAAUGAAUCCACUAAAUAAAUGAAUAGUUCUGACGCUGGCUAUCGUAUCUUCAAUAUUACUGUUUUGUGAACAUUUCCCUCAGUGGAUUCUAAAGUUUUGUUGUGUGUUUGUAAAAAAAUAAAAGAAAAGAAAAUUGUUAAAAGAUGUGCACCACUCAAGUCACCUCCACCAACUCCCUCGUCAAGGCUAUCGAUGAUGUUGACGGUAUUUUGGCAGCAAUAUUAACCCAAAGCUCAUCAAAAUGGAAAUCAGCGAAAAAGUCAAAGAAAGGCGACAAAAUGCCUACUAAGCUACGCUUUAUCGGAGACUCUUUCUGGACUACCGUGAAAGAAAUGAGAGCUACCGUCACAGACUCAGUCGAAAAGUCGAUCCGACGAUCUUCAAUGUUGUUGCUUAAACACGUUAGAAAAUAUCGUGACUGUAACACCAUGAACUGCACCAUCGACAAAAUUGAAGCUGCAACUUCAAUUGUAUCAAAGACGACCGACGGAGCCGAAGUUUGUGAUAAUUUCUACGAAGCCCUACACCUCGCUUGUGUAAAAUAUAAAAUGAUGUCCCCAAUCAUCCUUUACGGCAGAUUGUAUGAAGAAGAACGGUUCCAGUAUGUGUCGUUCAUUUUUGGCGAACGUGUCUUUAUAAUUGAAUUGACGACCGGCAUUCCAGACAUACAAGAAAGAGCCAGUGAGACAAUGGGUGCCUUGAUUCGUAAAUUCGGAGGAGUUCCGAAAGUCUCGUCGUUCAUAAAGGUUCAACAAAAUAUUGCCCAUAUCGUGGCCGAAAUCGAUCUACAAAGCAAAACCGUUGCACCGUGUGAGCUGGUUCCUGAUGACAUCACGAUAUUGAAUUUAAAUGAAAUUACGGAAUUGAUAAUGGCAUCACAUUAUCUGGUGAAUCAACCACGUACACGAAUCGAACAGAUUUAUGCCGACACUUUGUUCCACAAGCAACCGUUCCUUGAGGGAAUGUACGUGAACAACAAACAAGUGUUCGGCUGUGUGGAUCUAUCCGAAAAAGAUAACGGCGCUUCGUUGCAACCGCCAAUCAUUCUGGUAUUCUGCGAUACGAUAACACAGUCCAACUUUCUGUGGAACGAUAAACCGUUUCCCGUGAAUGUGAAACAAUUAACUGCGACUGACGUUGGUCGGGCGGCUUCGAAUAUGCCUUAUGAACAGCUACAAUUACUACCGAUAAGUGUAGUAUCAGAUGCUGACGAAUGCGGUGGUGUUCGCUACGGUGAUCAAAUCUUAUAUGAUGGUCCGCUUGUUAUUGUGCUCUAGACUAUAUUGUCAGAUUUUUUUUUGUAUCUUCAUCGUUUAAAUAUUGAAGACUUUUCUUUCUCUUCUUUUAUGACCUGAACUGAUUAUCGUUUUUGUAUAAUUUCAAAUAA
Molecule: messenger RNA, 1722 nt
Organism: Bradysia coprophila
Lineage: Eukaryota; Metazoa; Arthropoda; Insecta; Diptera; Sciaridae
Source: RefSeq, a predicted model, not a curated record